Metarhizium album ARSEF 1941 is the source of this 1098-nucleotide messenger RNA. Its product is annotated as acetyl esterase. Gene Ontology annotation, molecular function: hydrolase activity, acting on ester bonds. Lineage: Eukaryota; Fungi; Ascomycota; Sordariomycetes; Hypocreales; Clavicipitaceae. The coding region runs from base 1 to 1098 and encodes 365 amino acids. The transcript has 2 exons. The record is from RefSeq and is a predicted model, not a curated record.
AUGUCGGCCACGUUCCUCACGUUGUUGGCCAUGGCCCUCGGAGUCGUAUCUGGUCCAACGUCGAUGCGCAGAUGCGAGCGCAUGAAGAACCUCGUGACUUUUGGCGACAGCUACACCGACGAGGGUCGCCUCAACUACUUCACGCAGCAUCAUGAGGCACCGCCGAUUGGGAAAAUGCUCCCUCCAAACAACAACACGUGGAGCGGUGGAUAUGCAUGGGGACGGCUCGUCGCCAACACCACGGGGGCAAACUACUACGACUACGCCGUUGCGGGUGCUCAGUGCACCAACAACGUCGACUCACGCAACCUGGCUGCAAUCAACGGCCCCUUUCCCUCUGUGUUGGAGUACGAAAUCCCUACUUUCGAGAAAGACAUUCACUAUCCCGGUCUCUAUCCGGAUAGGGAGGCGCACAACACCGUAUACGCGCUUUGGAUCGGCACCAAUGACUUGGGCAUUGACGGGAUCCUGGGAGACAAGCAGAAGCCAGGCACAACAAUCAGCACCUACGUGGACUGCAUCUGGAGUGUGUUUGACCACAUCUACAAGGCCGGGGGGCGACAAUUCGUCCUGCUCAACCAGGCACCCCUCGAGCGUUCACCAAUGUACGCCACGCCUGGGUCGGGCGGCCUCGGAAAUCACCAAUACUGGAGGGACAAGACCAAGUACAACGUCACAGAAUACGAGAACAAGAUUCGCGAGUACACGACCAGCGUGAACGCCAUGUACCACUACGGCGCCCCCUUCAACCUAGUAGUCAAGAAACGCUGGCCGGGAGCAAGCAUCAGCAUAUUCGAUGUGCACUCACUCAUGAUGGACGUCAUCAACGACCCUGGAGAGUAUCUUGACGCCCCGGCCGAUGUGGUCUCUCCCUACCGGACCUGCCUCGACGGCUGUGUUGAUUCCAAGAACCCCAGGUCGAGUUUCAUGUGGUACGACGAGUUACAUCCCGCAGAACGCAUGGAGGAGAUAUUCGCCAAGAACUUCAUUGAAGUGGUGCACGGCAGGUCGAAGUAUGCCACAUACUACACGGACGGCAGCCUGUCUCUUCUUGCUGUUUUGACAAGGUACGACAUGUGCAUAUGGCAGGAUGCAUAG